UUGUCAAGAAGAUCAACCAAAGCAACGAAUACAGUCACUGGUCACAACUCUCUCAAAUCAGCACACUCAGAGUUUUGUUUCUGAACACUGUCGGCUUGUUUUGUUCUUCUCCAUCAUGACAACGUAUACGGAUAAGGGACCGAAGCCCGACGUUGGCAAGUUUGAAGGGUUCGAUCACAUUACCUUCUGGGUCGGAAAUGCCAAGCAGGCCGCUACCUUCUACAGCGUACGGUUUGGCUUCGAAGUCCUUGGCUACCGUGGGCUGGAGACUGGUGACCGGAAGGUGGUGUCAUGGGCACUGAAGCAGAAUCGCAUCAUCUUCGUAUUCCAGUCUGCGCUGAACCCAGACGACCAGACAUUAGGCCCCCAUCUUGUUCGUCAUGGCGACGGAGUCAAGGAUGUGGCUUUUGCCGUUCAGGACUGCAAGGGAAUUAUUGAGAAAGCACGCAAGCGUGGUGCAACAAUUGUAAGAGAGCCAUACACAGAGUCAGACGACAAUGGCACCGUAACAUUCGCACAAAUUCAAACGUAUGGUGACACUACUCACACAUUUGUGGAGCGUGCCAAUUACAGUGGACCAUUCCUACCUGGCUACCGUAUCAAUGAGAAAGUCGAUCCCAUCUUGGCUAAGCUUCCGGUGAUUGGCCUGCAGUUCAUUGAUCACGUGGUGGGCAAUCAGCCAGACCUGCAGAUGGAGGAGGCAGCCAGUUGGUACGAGAAGAAUCUCAUGUUUCACCGCUUCUGGUCUGUGGACGACUCUCAGAUCCACACAGAGUACAGUGCGCUGCGUUCGAUUGUCAUGACCAAUUACGACGAGACGAUCAAGAUGCCAAUCAACGAGCCAGCGCCAGGCAAGAGAAAGAGCCAGAUUCAGGAGUAUGUUGACUACAAUGGUGGUGCCGGUGUACAGCAUAUUGCCUUGAACACAUCAGAUAUCAUCAAGACUAUAACUAACCUGCGUGCACGUGGCCUGGAGUUCUUGAGUGUGCCUGAUUCGUACUACACGCAACUCAGAGAAAGACUGGCACAGUCCAAAGUCACAGUUACAGAGUCUCUUGACAUUAUCCAGCAGUUGAAUGUCCUCAUAGACUACGACGAUGACGGUUACCUGCUUCAGAUUUUCACCAAACCUGUGCAGGACAGGCCCACACUCUUCCUAGAAGUCAUCCAGAGACACAACCAUCAGGGAUUUGGUGCUGGCAACUUCAAGGCAUUGUUUGAAGCAAUUGAAGCUGAUCAAGCAGAACGUGGCAAUCUUUAAUUUUGUCCGUGCCAACGUCGCUGCUAACAGUUUAGCGGUGUGCAGUGGCAGCGUGAUUCAGAUACAUCUCUAUUUACUCUGAUGCCAACAAAAGAAGGUCCAGCGUCCUAAUAUACAUUAGAAGAAGGUCCAGCAUCUAAUAAUAAACAUUACGUCAGUGUUAGUAGUGUGAGAGAGUAUUCAGUGUGCUACUUCGAAGUGCGCUUAUAAGACAGGCCUCAUUUUUGCAGUGGGAAGCCAAACUUUAUAGUGGCAUCCCAGCAAAGACUGACUGGCCGUAUUAGCUUUAAGGCAUGGCAAUGUGGUGUUGUAUGUAUGGCCUAUGUGUUACUUACACAGGUUGCUACAAGUUUUGGGAACAACUGACUCAUCAAUAUCAGCGAUAAUUAUAUUCGUUCUCUGAUCUUUCUGGCAAGAAUGGCACACCAAUUGAUUACCCCUUUUUUUAUAGAUCAGAUUCUUGAUAAUUUCCAUUGUAUUGAGAGUUUGCUGGCACAUCCUCCA
This is a messenger RNA of Sycon ciliatum, 1765 nucleotides long. Its product is annotated as 4-hydroxyphenylpyruvate dioxygenase-like. The coding region runs from base 116 to 1261 and encodes 381 amino acids. Lineage: Eukaryota; Metazoa; Porifera; Calcarea; Leucosolenida; Sycettidae. The transcript is spliced from 11 exons. The record is from RefSeq and is a predicted model, not a curated record. Gene Ontology annotation, molecular function: 4-hydroxyphenylpyruvate dioxygenase activity; metal ion binding; lactoylglutathione lyase activity. Gene Ontology annotation, biological process: L-tyrosine catabolic process.